AUGCCUCCCAAGGGCUCCAAGAAGGCUCUCGCCGCUGCUCCCAGCACCCCCAAGGCUGAUUCUGAAGAUGAGGCUCCUUCUACUCCAGCCACCGCUGUCAAGGCCAAGACUCCUAGACCCAAGCCAACUCCAAAGGUCUUCAAGAAGUUGUCCACUUCUGUCAGUGGUGCAGCUCCGGUUGACGUCACGUACGAGAACGAAUCUGUUCACAGCAAGGUUCUGCCCAAGGGCGCUGGUUACGGUCAUCUGAUCAAGCUCGUGGCUCCUCAGGCAUUUGAGCUUGUAGCAUCUUACAUGCUUGACAACGGUCUCCAGGCCAUCGUCAUCAAGCCUAGUGCCCCCUUCCAAUUCAUGAAGCUGCCCGAAAACAUCCGCAAGACAAUCCUGGAACUGCUCCUUACACCUGACACCAAGGGUAACAAGAUCCAAAUCUCUACUGAUAAGAUUGCCAAUGGUUCCAAGGCCAAAGAGUACGCCAAACAGUUCGGUUUGAAGCACAGACUUGCCAUCGGCCAGUUGAACAAGGAACUCGCCGCUGAAGUUCGAGGCAUCCUCUAUAGCUUCAGGUUCCGCUUUGACAACACGAUGACCUUGCUUAGCUUCCUCAGCGGCGUUGGCCCAGAUGUGCAUCAUGCUUUGUCGCGUAUCACCAUCAUGAACUACCAGAAGCCCACCGCUAAGCCCACCAUGAACCUGCUUGCAGAGUGCAAGAACCUCGAGAGCGUCAGCAUUCUUUCUGGAGUCGGCGUCAACAGCAGGCCCGACAAGACGUCCAAGAGCUUCUACGCCGAGGCUGAACGUCUCCUUCAGGCCAUUGUCAACAGACACGGUGGCAACAAGGAUGCUGCUCUUGAUGUCGUCAGCUUCGGCAAGGGAUGCUUCACCAUCAAGGAAGACGGCGAAGAAUGCGAGUGGGAGGAUGAAGACGUGACAAAGUUCGCCGAGCAGAUUGCCAACAAGCUCAAGUAA
This is a messenger RNA of Aureobasidium subglaciale EXF-2481, 969 nucleotides long. RefSeq lists its product as uncharacterized. NCBI's taxonomy places the organism in Eukaryota, Fungi, Ascomycota, Dothideomycetes, Dothideales, Saccotheciaceae. Bases 1 to 969 code for a protein of 322 amino acids. The record is from RefSeq and is a predicted model, not a curated record. The transcript has 4 exons.